AUGAAACAAUACGGACUCUUCUGUCUGUUAAUACUCUUUAUCCUUGGAUUCAAUGCACAAGAUCCUACGACCACUUUAUCACCUGAUUGGAAUGGUGAUCCAAGUGUAUGUACACACGAUCCAUCAACUCCAAGCACAAAUGAUAAGCCUCUACCUAAAUUUCCAAACAAAGCAGAAUUUGCACUUGAAAGCGUAGAAGUAAGACAUCUUCUUAAUAUAACAUUGCGUAGUGAAUCAACUAUAUAUCAAUAUAUAUAUAAUUAUGAUGCGAAUUCAUUGAUUGUAAGUAAAAAUCAAAAUGGUUUUAUCAGUGUUGAACAUAGUUAUUAUAAUAUAUUAAAAAAAUCAACUUAUUAUGGAGGAGAAGUUUGUUUAGUAACUGAUAUUUCAACAAACAAGGAUAUGGAUGGUGCAUCGGCUAUUCAAUUGCAAGAUAUUGGUUGGCAUAUUCGUCCAUUAAAUGAAUUUCUUCAAUUUUCUAGCAAUGAUCCACAACGACCAAUUAUUCGACCAAAAUUUCUCGGACAAGAUGUCAUACGCGGAAUUCCAGUUGAUAAAUGGCAGACUUGUUAUGUCGAUAAAGUAAACUAUCGAACAGUGCGACGUAUAUGGCAUUUUGCUCAACAAAAUUAUUCAACGGCAACUGGUCCUGUUGGUGAAUAUGCUGUUCCAAUUCAAGCAUUAGUUAUUGGCUCAUUUCAUGCACCAAAUGGCACACGAAUUAUUGAAUUUGAUCAAGUAUUUAAUGUUCAUGGGUAUCGACAUGGUAUUAUGGGAGAAAACGAUGCAUUAUCACCACCAAAAGGUGUUUUUUGUAACCGUGAUCAAGGUCAAAACUUAAUAUCACUUAAAGACGCUGGUAUUAGUUGGCCAGAUCAUUUUAGUGUUCGUGUACAAUUUUUAACAUCACGUACGGCACAAUGGGGAAGCUUUCAUUUAUAUUAUGAUCAAAGUCGCGCUGAUAAUUCAAGACGUUUACGUUAUGAUUAUAUCCCAUUUGGUACGGAAGAUUUUAUAUCAGUUAUUCACGAGUAUAAUGAUAAUUUAACUUAUGUUAUUGACCGUCGUAUCGGUACAUGUCGAAUUAGUCGUGGUGUAGAUAUUCCAGAUGUUGUUCCUUUUUAUGAUCCCGUUCGAUUUUUUAUUAAAAAUGAAGCAAAGUUUAUAUUCAAUCCACCUCAAAAGGCUUGGGAAUACAAUGGAGUGCGGUCAUGCCGUGAUAAUACUAUUAAUUGUACAAUAUUAACAACACCAAUUAAUAAUUUUCCUGCUAUGGUUGAAUUAGAUAUAGGUUUCCCAACAGAUGAAACAUGGGCUUAUACUAAUGUCGAAUAUGGUUGGUCAAUGCGUGCACCAUACAGUCGUCCACCACCUGGUGCACCAAAACUAUUCGAUUAUCCAGUGAGUUUAUAUUUAAGAAUGUAUCAAUAUCGAAAUCCAUCGAUUGCACCGCCAUUUAAUGUUCUUACAGAAGAUAUUGAAUAUGAAUUUUAUGAAAUGUCUCAUGACUUGAAAUCAUCUGAUUUCGAUACAACUUUGGGUUUACGCUAA
This is a messenger RNA of Adineta steineri, 1551 nucleotides long. NCBI's taxonomy places the organism in Eukaryota, Metazoa, Rotifera, Eurotatoria, Adinetida, Adinetidae. The record is from the annotation of a GenBank genome assembly.